Molecule: messenger RNA, 198 nt
Organism: Podospora bellae-mahoneyi
Lineage: Eukaryota; Fungi; Ascomycota; Sordariomycetes; Sordariales; Podosporaceae
Exons: 2
Coding region: 1-198 (65 amino acids)
Source: RefSeq, a predicted model, not a curated record
AUGCCUACGGAAGGCACAUCGGGUAAGCAGAUCACCAGAGAUCAACCAACCAAGAGAAACGCCGCUCCCGCCCUGAGACCUCGAGUCUCAUCAAGCCAGCCUCUGAGCCUUCGGGAUGUCCAAGACACCAGAGAGACCUGGUCCACUCAAAAGCUUCCGACUGUCUCAGACCAGCAGAUUGGUGCACGGGGACGGUGA